This is a messenger RNA of Acytostelium subglobosum LB1, 1776 nucleotides long. RefSeq lists its product as hypothetical. Gene Ontology annotation, biological process: deadenylation-dependent decapping of nuclear-transcribed mRNA; nuclear-transcribed mRNA catabolic process, nonsense-mediated decay. The record is from RefSeq and is a predicted model, not a curated record. The transcript is spliced from 4 exons. Bases 1 to 1776 code for a protein of 591 amino acids. NCBI's taxonomy places the organism in Eukaryota, Evosea, Eumycetozoa, Acytosteliales, Acytosteliaceae. Gene Ontology annotation, cellular component: cytoplasm; P-body. Gene Ontology annotation, molecular function: RNA binding; manganese ion binding; 5'-(N(7)-methylguanosine 5'-triphospho)-[mRNA] hydrolase activity.
AUGUUCUUCACAGGAAAUAGACAAGUCCUGAUUGAAGGUGGAUCAGGUACAGCAGAGCAACAGCAACAACAACUUCAACAACAACAAAUACAUCAACAACAACUACAACAUCAACAACAACUACAACAGCAACAACAACAUGUUAAUUCAAUGAUGCAACAACAACAACAACAACCUCCUCCAUCAUCACCUUAUGGUGUGCCACAACCUGAUCUUUCAAUGAUGCAACCACCUGGCAUGCGUCAACAGCCUGGCAUGCCUAGACUACCAAUGAUGCAACCUCCUCCAUUCCCCAUGCGUAUGCCAAUGCAUAUGAUGCCACCUCCUCCACAUCAUCCACAUGCCGCAGCCUACUCAAUGGGUAUGGGUCCACCAAUGAUGCCAAUGCCAAUGGACCCAUAUACACAAUCAAUGAUGCAACAACAACAGCAGCAGCAGCAACAGCAACAGCAACAGCAACAGUCACAACAACAACAACAAUCUAUUCAAUCAAUCAACUUGGCAAGCAGUGAUCGUAUACAAGUACAACAGACUACAGCACAACAUCACCAUGACUCUAGUAGCAUCAUUAGUAAUAAUAAUGACUCUUCAUCGAGUGGAGGCAACAACAAGAGAGGAGGCAAACAACCAGCACCAAGUCUGUCUGAUAUAUUUGAUGAUCUUGCAAGUCGAUUCGUCAUCAAUAUACCCUCUGAAGAGCUAGAGUCAUUCGAACGUCUACUAUUCCAAAUUGAAGCGGCAGCAUGGUUCUACGAGGACUUUUGUCGCGAGGAGCAUCCAUCCCUCCCAAAGUACUCCCUCUCAGAGUUUACAAAGAACUUCUUCCAACAUUGUCCAUUCUUACAACCUCACAAGAAUCAGGUGGAGGAGAUAUUAAAGAAGUUCUCAGAGUACAAGACUAGGGUACCAGUGUUUGGCGCGAUAAUACUCAAUGAGAACUUGGACAAGGCAUUGUUUGUCAAAGGAUUCAACUCUUCAAGUUGGGGCUUUCCCAAGGGUAAAGUGAACAAGGAUGAGCCAGAUGAGGACUGUGCAGUACGUGAGGUACUGGAAGAGACUGGAUUUGACAUUGGACCAUAUCUCAAUCCAAGACACUAUAUUGAGAUCAUCAUCAAGGAACAAAAGAUCAAGCUAUUCAUCAUCUGUGGUAUAUCAGAGGAUACAUCAUUCAUUCCAAGGACAAGGAAGGAGAUUAGUAAAAUCGAUUGGUUCCUAAUUGAAGACUUGCCAACAACCUUCAUCAAGAAGAACCCUCUUGGACAGCCACAACAACAACCACAACAGACUGGUACUCUCAAGGAUAAGUACUUCUUUAGGUCCAUUCCAUUCUUUAUCAAACUAAAGAAAUGGAUAGCCACAAGAAAGUUAAAGAGAAACAAGGCCAGAGGAGGAGAUGAUACAAUGAUGUCUCCAGCACAGACAACACCAAAGGUACAAAGGAAUAUGCUUGGAGGUGGCUCCACCAGUAUGAACUCUCCACAUGGAGGUUAUCCAAGAUCACCUCCAGUGUCACCAAGAGCACAUGGUAAAUCAUUGGAAGCAUUAUACAACACAUCUUCAAUGACACCAAAUAGGACUCCAACCUCUACACAUCGUAGUACUACUAGUAGUAGCAGUAGUAGUGGUAAUAGUGGAACGACAACUAUACGGACAUCAUCAUCGGCAGCAGCAUUAGAACAACAACAAUCACUAUAUCCACCACUACCAGCCAAUUACAAACCAUUGUUCAAGGUUGAGUUUAACAAACAAGAGAUGGUCCAAUGCUUCAACAGUUAA